Belonocnema kinseyi is the source of this 717-nucleotide messenger RNA. Its product is annotated as testis-specific serine/threonine-protein kinase 4-like. Gene Ontology annotation, biological process: intracellular signal transduction; protein phosphorylation. The transcript is spliced from 4 exons. The record is from RefSeq and is a predicted model, not a curated record. Gene Ontology annotation, molecular function: protein serine/threonine kinase activity; ATP binding. NCBI's taxonomy places the organism in Eukaryota, Metazoa, Arthropoda, Insecta, Hymenoptera, Cynipidae. Bases 8 to 580 code for a protein of 190 amino acids.
AUUGUUGAUGCUGAGUUUUCCUGAUAUUGUGGUGAAAUUUGAGGUGCAGUCGGGAAUAGAACGAACUUGUGAAAUGUCGGCGAUAAUGCAGACCUAUUGCGCAUGCAUGAUAUUGGUGGUAGCUUUCAGAGACAUCAAAUGUGAGAAUCGUUUACUGGACCAUGAAUAUGCUAUUAAACUGUCUGAUUUUGGAUUUGCCCGAGGAAAUAUAAAAACAAAGAAUGGAGUCCCCAUAUUAAGUGAAACUUUUUGUGGAAGUUACGCAUACGCAUCUCUAGAAAUACUCAAAGGAAUACCUUGUCAGCCACAACUAUCCAACAUUUGGUCAAUAUCAACAGAUAUCACUCCACUAGACUUUCUCUUGUGGGAUCCUCCAAAGACGUACGUCUACGCUAAACCACUACCACGUGACGAAAUCGAGGCUGAAGAAGUUGCGCGCCAAAGGCUCCUUCAAGGAUGUGCGUCUUUCACGCCGGAAAUGAUUCAGUCGGCAACGCAGGAUCUGACCCGACGCGCCAAAGCCUGUUUGAUGAUUGGAGGAUGCCAAUUCGAGCCAAGUUUGAAACAUCAAGGACGAUAGACGUUAUGAAAAUGUCUGUCGAAGUUAGGUCCUUAUUUUCUCCAAAAGAGAAUUAUUCGAAGGUAAUUCAUUAUUUCUGGAUAUAAAAAGAAGUGUUUUACCUCCUGAUUACUUAGAAAUUUUUCAAGAGCACCUAA